Myotis daubentonii (Daubenton's bat) is the source of this 6298-nucleotide messenger RNA. It is a transcript of the gene CAMSAP1, whose product is annotated as calmodulin regulated spectrin associated protein 1. NCBI's taxonomy places the organism in Eukaryota, Metazoa, Chordata, Mammalia, Chiroptera, Vespertilionidae. Gene Ontology annotation, molecular function: calmodulin binding; spectrin binding; microtubule minus-end binding. Gene Ontology annotation, cellular component: microtubule minus-end. The record is from RefSeq and is a predicted model, not a curated record. Gene Ontology annotation, biological process: negative regulation of microtubule depolymerization; neuron projection development; cytoplasmic microtubule organization.
CGCUCCCGCCGGUUGGCCGCCUCCUCAGCGGUCUCUGCCGCCGCCGCCCCCCGAGUCCGCGCACGCGCCCCCGCCCGGCUCGCGCCCCGCGCCCGCCGCCCCCCGGCCCUCGCGCCCCGGCUGGGCCGCAGCAUGCAGCAGCAGCACCGGCGGCGGCGGCGGCGGCGGCUCUGAGUGAGGCGGAGCGCCGGGCGGGGGCGGGGCGGCCUGCGGGCCCCGCGCGGGGCGGUCGUGCCCGAGUGUCCAGCCCCGGCCCCACGCGGCCCCGCGGCGCCUUUGUUGCCGGGCGCCCGCCGCGGCGCCUGCCAGCGCGCAGAUGGUGGACGCGGGCGGCCGCCCGGGCGGGGACGGCUGGCGGAGGAUGGAGGCCGCGCCCGACGGCGCCGCGGACGUCGUGCCGCUGGACCGCUACGACCCGGCGCGCGCCAAGAUCGCCGCCAACCUGCAGUGGCUGUGCGCCAAGGCCUACGGCCGAGAUAACAUCCCCGAGGACCUCAGGGACCCCUUUUACAUCGACCAGUACGAGCAGGAGCACAUCAAGCCACCUGUCAUCAAGCUCCUGCUGGCGGGCGAGCUGUACUGCCGCGUCUGCAGCCUCAUCCUGAAGGGGGACCAGGCGGCCGCCCUGCAGGGGCACCAGUCUGUCAUCCAGGCCCUGUCCCGGAAGGGGAUCUACGUGAUGGAGAGCGACGACACCCCCGUGACGGACCCCGACCUCAGCCACGUGCCCAUAAAGAUGAGCGCCCACAUGGCGAUGGUGGACGCCCUCAUGAUGGCCUACACCGUGGAGAUGAUCAGCAUCGAGAAGGUGGUGGCCAGCGUCAAGCGCUUCUCCACCUUCAGUGCCUCGAAAGAGCUUCCCUACGACCUCGAGGACGCCAUGGUGUUUUGGGUCAACAAGGUCAAUCUUAAGAUGAGAGAGAUAACGGAGAAAGAAGGGAAGCUCAAGCAGCAGUUCCUGGAGAGCCCUGCUCACCAGAAGUCUCCCUCCAAGUGGUACUGGAAGCUGGUGCCCGUGCGCUACCGCCGAGAGCACCUGUCGGCGAGGCAGCCGCCCUACUUCCCGCUGCUGGAGGACCUGAUGCGAGAUGGCAGCGAUGGGGCCGCGCUGCUGGCCGUGGUCCACUACUACUGCCCCGAGCACAUGAAGCUGGACGACGUGUGCUUGAAGGAGGUCACGUCGAUGGCUGACAGCCUGUACAACAUCCGGCUUCUGAGGGAGUUCUCGAACGAGUACCUGAACAGAUGCUUUUACCUCACCUUGGAAGACAUGCUGUACGCGCCCCUGGUGCUGAAGCCGAACGUGAUGGUCUUCAUUGCCGAGCUCUUCUGGUGGUUUGAGAACGUCAGGCCCGACUUUGUCCAGCCCAGGGACGUCCAGGAGCUGAAGGACGCAAAAACAGUGUCACACCAAAAAAGCAGCCGGCCGCCCGUCCCUAUCUCCAACGCCACCAAGCGCAGCUUCCUGGGCUGCCCUGCGGCAGCGAGCCCGGCCGAGCCGCCAGCCGAGGAGCCUGACCCUCUGGGGAGAGGGGCCUCUGCCUUCAGCCCGUCGCAUCCCUUACUGCCCCUGCGGCAGCGGCAGCAGAGGGCGGCACCGGGGGAGGACCCGCCGGAUGAGCGACACCGGUCCAACUCCUUGACCCGCAUGGAUGGGCAGCCACGGGGAGCAGCGGUAGCGUGGCCAGAAAAAAAACACAGGCCCGCGUCUCAGCCAGCGCCUUUCGCGCUGCACCACACUGCGAGCUGCGACGCGGACCCCGGCUCUGGCGACAGUGUCAGCUUGGCCCGCUCCAUCAGCAAGGACAGCCUGGCCUCCAACAUCCUCCCCCUGACCCCGCAGAACCAGCCACAAACCCCCGCCCUGAGGGCCAGCGGGAAAAGCCUCCUGAACAAUGUCGACAUCGAGGACGAGGACGAGGAGCUCGUGGCCAUCGUUAGGACCAACGGGGCUCCCCACGGCAGUGACCUGGGCCCCACGACAAGUGCCAGGUCUCCCCAGAGGCCGGCGGGCCCCUUAGAGAGCAAGCCCGACAGCUUCUUCCUGGAGCCGCUGAUGCCGGCCGUGCUGCGGCCCGCCAAGGAGAAGCAGGCGGUCAGCAAGGAGGACGAGUGCGGGGAAGGGCGGCUGCGGGGCUGCGCAGCCAGGAGGCCCGGCGAGGGCCCGCCUCUGGGGCGGAGGAAGGCGCCUGGCAGCGGCGGCCCUCGGGACCUGAAUAGGACUUUCACCCCGAUUUCCUCGGCGGAGCUGUGUGCUGAGGUGGGGCUGCCGGCCGGGGAAGCCCGCGGGGAGCCUCUGGCCAGCGGCAGCUUCCAUCCUUCGUCUCAGGGACAGCCCCCCGGCGGCUUCUUUCUUCACGGGGCCGGAGCCGACGAGGCCCCGGGGGGCAGGCCGCACGGCGGCCGGGCAAGAAGCCCGCUCGCCCGCGACCCGGAACCGUGGGCCGUCCUGAGGCAGGACUCCGACUCGGACGUCGCCGACCUGGAGGAGGCCGAGCACGACUUCCUCGGGGAGGACCUCCCCGUGCUGAUGGGGCGGGACGCGGGCGAGGAGGAGUCGGCCAAGCUGCAGGAGGACAUGCAGGUGAAGGAGCACGAGGACAAGGACGGCGCCAGCGGCCGCUCCAGCCCCUGCCUGAGCACCGUCUCCCAGCUCAGCGGCGCCUCCGUGGCCAGCGGGAGCGCAAGAAUGACCAGCUUCGCAGAGCGGAAGCUCCAGCGGCUCAACAGCUGUGAGACCAAGUCCAGUACGAGCAGCUCCCAGAAGACCACGCCGGACGCCUCGGAGAGCGGCCCGGCCCCGCUGACCACGUGGAAGCAGAAGAGGGAGCAGAGCCCCGGCCGGCAGGGCCGGGACCACGCCAGCCUCCUGGCCUCGGAGCUGGUGCAGCUGCACAUGCAGCUGGAGGAGAAGCGGCGGGCCAUCGAGGCCCAGAAGAAGAAGAUGGAGGCGCUGUCCGCCCGGCAGCGCCUGAAGCUGGGCAAGGCCGCCUUCCUGCACGUGGUCAAGAAGGGCAAGGCCGAGGCCGGUCCCCAGCCCCUGAAGCCGGAGCCCGACGAGGAGGACUUCAGCGGUGCUGUGUCCAAAACCGAGGCGCUCCUGGCUCGGGAGCAGGGCCGGGGAGACGCGGGCGAGUGUCAGGACGCGGACAGAGAGGGCCUGGCGCUCCUGCAGCAGCACAGGCAGGACCCGGCCGCGCUGCCCGAGCUGGAGAAGAGCAAGGCGCUGUCUGCGGCCCUCCUGGAGGUGGCCGGGGACGGGCUGGACACGGGCGAGGGGGACCUCUCCAUCGAGAAGCUCAACGAGACCAUCAGCACGCUGCAGCAGGCCAUCCUGAGGAUCUCCCAGCAGCAGGAGCAGCUGCUCAUGAAGUCCCCUGUGCCCCCCGCCCCCGGGGCCCGAAACAACGCCGCGGACCCGAAAGUCAAGGCGUCCAUCCACUUUGUGGAGCCUCUGUCUCCCACGGGGGUGACGGGGCACCGCAGGCCUCCCCGUCUGGGGCAGGGUCGGAAUUCCCGGUCGGGGAGACCCGCUGAGCUCAAGGUCGCGAGAGACAGGCAGCAGGGCUCCCGAAGUAAGACCCCGACGCCCAGCGUGGAGGCCCUCCCGCACCUGCGGCCCUUCCCGCCGCGGACGCCCCCCGACCCGGGCUGGGACGGGGCGGCAGACCCCGGGAGUGACCCCCCCGAGAAGGGCUUCUUCGACAGCUACCGGCUCCACGAUGCCAGCAACCAGCGGGCACUCACCUUGCCCUCGCCCAAAGACGCCAACAUCCUGUCGGAGCAGAUGAGCCUCAAAGAAGCUCUGGGCCUGGGCCUGAAAGAGGCGGGGCUCGGGGCCCCCGCUGUCUCGGGAGAGGAGGGCGUCCCCGCGGACGGGCCGGCGCGGAGCAAGGCCAGCCUCAUCGAGGUGGACCUGUCGGACCUGAAGGCCCCCGAGGAGGACGGGCCGACGGGCCCCGAGAGCUCGGUGGACCUCAGCACGGACGGCGACCAGAAGUCGGGUGUCGGCUUCUUCUUCAAGGAUGAACAGAAGGCGGAGGGUGAGCUCGCCAAGAAGCGGGCCGCCUUCCUCCUGAAGCAGCAGCGCAAGGCUGAGGAGGCCCGCGUGCGGAAGCAGCAGCUGGAGGCGGAAGUUGAGCUCAAGAGGGACGAGGCCAGGCGCAAAGCCGAGGAAGACCGGAUACGGAAGGAGGAGGAGAAGGCGCGGCGAGAGCUCAUCAAGCAGGAAUACCUGCGGAGGAAGCAGCAGCAGAUUCUGGAGGAGCAGGGACUGGGCACCCAGAAGGCAAAGCCGAGAAAGCCCCGGCCGAAGUCCGUCCACCGGGAGGAGCCGCGCGGCGACUCGGGAACCAAGUGCUCCUCCACCCCGGAGAACCUCAGCCGGGCCCAGUCGGGCUCCAGCCUGUCCUUGGCCUCUGCGGCGACGACCGAGCCCGAGAGCGUCCACUCGGGGGGCACGCCCGCCCCGCGGGUUGAGUCCCUGGAAGCCUUGCCCAUACUGAGCCGCAACCCCAGCAGGAGCACCGACCGGGACUGGGAGACGGCGUCCGCCGCGUCCUCCCUCGCCUCCGUGGCCGAGUACACAGGUCCCAAGCUCUUCAAGGAGCCCAGCAGCAAGUCCAACAAGCCCAUCAUCCACAACGCCGUCUCCCAUUGCUGCCUGGCCGGGAAGGUGAACGAGCCUCACAAGAACUCCAUCCUGGAGGAGCUGGAGAAGUGCGAGGCCAACCACUACAUCAUCCUGUUCCGUGACGCCGGCUGCCAGUUCCGGGCGCUGUACUGCUACUACCCCGACUCCGAGGAGAUCUGCAAGCUCACAGGCACCGGGCCCAGGAGCAUCUCCAAGAAGAUGAUCGACAAGCUGUACAAGUACAGCUCCGACCGCAAGCAGUUCAACCUGAUCCCAGCCAAGACCAUGUCGGUCAGCGUGGACGCGCUCACCAUCCACAACCACCUGUGGCAGCCCAAGCGGCCGGCCGCGCCCAAGAAGACCCAGGCGCGCAAGUGAGGCGGACAGGCCGAGCGGUGCCCACACCCAUCCUCAUUCUCGCCCGUCGGGUACGGAGUGCAGAGUCCCAGACCUUGAAGAGACUGGACAGAGGGCAGGGUCCCUUCCCGCCCAGGAGCCAGAAGGAGCGGGAGGGUGCACGCCGGGUCCGGGCCAGGCUGCUGCCGUCGCACUGUCCCCAGGGCUGUCGGUGGCCGUGCGUGCGUGCGGCAGGUUCCUGUUACUUGAAGUCCAUCAGCGUAAACCACAGCGAUUCCCUUUGUCUCUGCCCCCCGCCCCCGCCCCACCCCCCUGCACUCGGCCCAGCCCCUGCGGGCGGCGACCUCGGGAGGAGACGGUUCUCUCUCGGGAGCUCGACCGCCUCCAGGAAAGGAACGCGCCCCUGGGGUCUCGUUCCCUUGGAAACUGAUAUUUAUUGAUGGUGUCAACUGCCAACGUGUCCGUCCAAUCCCAAGGUUUCUGAAAACGAUGCUCGUUCUUGCUGCUCAGAAGUUUACGAGACGCUCAGCCAUGGGCGCUUCUCCCACUCCGCCGCACCGAGGGCUGCGGGACGAGGGGCGUGGGCCUGGCCGUCGGGCGAGGAGGGUAGGACGCUGGUGGCUUGUCCACGGGGAUAAAGGCAGGUCUGGGUAAAGCACUUGGCCACUCAACAUGUUUCUCUGAGGAGGUGACCCCGGAGUGGCUCCCUUCGCGUUUCUGUCCGACUCGUCCGUCUCGGCGCCUGCUUCUGGCGGAGCGGCGCCUGGAGCGUGCGUCCUCGCCCACGCUGGCCACUCGGUUUGGCCGCCGACUUAGAACCUUCACACGGUCACGUGCUGUGUCCUCGGAGCUCCGAGGACGUGGGAGGCUCCGGGCCUCAGAGCAGACGUUCCCCGGCCCCUGCGUGACACCCGCUGCUCCGGCUGCCGCAGCCCCUGGAGUCACGCGUGUUGGUUUUGCACAUGUUUUCUUGGGAGUGUUACUUGAAUCUGUCUCCAACUGCAGAACAAAGCGAAGGUCAGUAGAGAGGACGUCCGAUGAUGUGACUGUCCCGUAGUUGUAGGUGGAGCGGGGGCAGGGGAAACGGUACGAACCCUGAAGGGAUGUAGGGACCCCCGACCCCUCCGCUCCCCGGUCUCCCCAGCUCCCAGGGGCCGCUGGUCGCAUCGUGUGUGCGGUGGGAGGCCCCGUGAACUCUGGUACACGCCCUGCACAGCGUGCUGUCCCUCACUGUUUGAUAUUCUAUGAUAUUUAUUUUACGAAAGCACUGAACUGUAAUAAAGUGGACAACUGGCUUUUUAUGACGCA